UCAGAAGGCUCUGAUGUUGGAGCUGAAAUCCCUGCAGGAGGAGCCAGUGGAAGGUUUCCGCAUCACUCUAGUGGAGGAGUCGGACCUCUACAACUGGGAGGUGGCCAUCUUUGGCCCUCCAAACACACUUUAUGAAGGGGGCUACUUCAAGGCCCAUAUAAAAUUUCCUAUCGACUACCCCUACUCUCCUCCGUCCUUCCGAUUCCUCACCAAGAUGUGGCAUCCAAACAUCUAUGAGAAUGGCGACGUGUGUAUUUCUAUUCUCCAUCCUCCUGUGGAUGACCCUCAGAGUGGAGAGCUGCCCUCAGAGCGAUGGAACCCCACACAGAAUGUCAGAACAAUCCUGCUGAGCGUGAUCUCACUGCUUAACGAACCCAACACCUUUUCUCCUGCAAAUGUGGACGCCUCGGUCAUGUUUCGCAAGUGGAGGGACAGCAAAGGCAAGGACAAGGAAUACGCAGAGAUUAUAAGGAAGCAGGUAAUAUCCACGAAGGCAGAUGCAGAGCGAGAUGGAGUUAAAGUACCAACGACACUAGCUGAGUACUGCAUCCAGACCAAAGUGCCUUCUCAUGACAGUAGCUCUGACCUGCUCUAUGACGAUCUAUAUGACGACGACAUAGAGGAGGAGGAGGAUGACGAUGACGAGGCAGAGGCCAGUGGGAUUGGCAGCGAAAUGGCCGGGGACUGUUUUGGUGACGAAGACGACUCUGGCAACGAGGAAUCUUGACCUCCUUCCACCGUUUCCGUGACACUGACCUUCGCCCUCUCAAUAUUCUUUACCCUGACAGCCUCAUGUUUCAGAUUCUCUUUUCCUGUGCUUAAAGCUUUCUUUUUCCACUCUGUUCCAAAAAACUCAUUACUUAAGAUCUCUGUCCUUUUCUGCACCUCCCCGUUUCUAAGUAAAGAACACUUUGGCUUCAUAAAACCAGUCAUUUUUUGUAACAUUUCACAUCCCACCUUCUCCUGCCUCUUAACCUCAGGGCUUUAGGAUAAUCAAAGCUUGUCAAUCCACCUUAAACAUGUUCAUUUCAAUAUAUUUUUUUUUUCGAGGGCUAGUUCCCUCAUAAUUAAAUUCUGUUGUGAUUUACUCACCCUCAUGUUGUGAGAGAAAUUUUAUUAAGCUGUUUUGACAUUUUUGAGCUGCUUUUCCUUAUAGGUAAUAACCAAACAAUCCCAGGUUCCAAAUACACCUAGUUCCUCUACUAUAUAGUAGGCAACAACAGUACAUAAGA
Sinocyclocheilus rhinocerous is the source of this 1232-nucleotide messenger RNA. Its product is annotated as ubiquitin-conjugating enzyme E2 R2-like. The coding region runs from base 14 to 727 and encodes 237 amino acids. The transcript is spliced from 5 exons. Lineage: Eukaryota; Metazoa; Chordata; Actinopteri; Cypriniformes; Cyprinidae. The record is from RefSeq and is a predicted model, not a curated record.